AUGACGGCGUUGAUUUUUGGAGGGUGUUGUGCGAAUGUUCGUCCCUUGAUCACGUUGAUCCAAUUCGUGACCGUCACACUGUUUACGAUCCCCAGUUUCAUCUCCUUCUCGGCAGGACCGCCGUCGGUGUUUGUCGUCCCCCGCGCGAUCCCGCUGCGAUCGUGGGUCAUCUACACGGCGUUCUUUGUGACGGUGAAUCUGUUGAAUAACUGGGCGUUUGCCUAUCGGAUUUCCGUGCCGCUGCAUAUUAUCUUGCGGUCCGCGGGCCCGGUAGCCUCGAUGAUCGUCGGGUAUGUCUACAACGCGAAGCGAUAUUCGGCUGGACAGAUCUUUGCGGUGAUUCUGCUUACGCUGGGCGUGAGCGGUGCCGCGUUGGCGGACGCGGAGGCCAAGGGCAAGGUACAGUCUACGGGGGGUGAGUCCUCGCUGGCGGAUUUCCUGGUGGGAUUCCUGAUCCUGGUGCUGGCCAUGAUCCUGUCCGCAUUCCAGGGCGUGUAUGCGGACCGACUGUACGAGACGUACGGCCGGAAUCACUGGCGGGAGGCCCUGCUGUACUCGCACAUGCUGUCUCUGCCGGUGUUUCUGCCAACGUAUCCGCAGAUCUCGUCGCAGUUGCGGGCGCUGGUCGCCAGUCCGCCGGUGCAGUCGCUGGUUGGUCCCUCUGCGUCGAGCAUCUUUCCCAACGACCAGUCCAUCACGACAUCGAUGCCAGUCAAGGUGGCGUAUCUGGUGUUGAACGCGGUCACGCAGUACGUGUGCAUCCGGGGGGUGCAUCUGCUGUCGGCCAAGUCGUCGUCGCUGACGGUGACGAUUGUGCUGAACAUCCGCAAGCUGGUGUCGCUGCUGCUGUCAAUUUAUCUGUUUGGCAACCGACUGGCGACGGGGGUGAUGGCGGGAGCGGCGCUGGUGUUUGCGGGGGCUGGAUUGUAUGGGUUUGAGGGAGCGCGAUUACGGGGGAAUCAGAAGAAGCGGGCAUGA
Messenger RNA from Paecilomyces variotii, 978 nucleotides. RefSeq names its product UAA transporter. Gene Ontology annotation, biological process: transmembrane transport. Gene Ontology annotation, cellular component: endoplasmic reticulum membrane; Golgi membrane. The coding region runs from base 1 to 978 and encodes 325 amino acids. The record is from RefSeq and is a predicted model, not a curated record. Gene Ontology annotation, molecular function: UDP-N-acetylglucosamine transmembrane transporter activity. NCBI's taxonomy places the organism in Eukaryota, Fungi, Ascomycota, Eurotiomycetes, Eurotiales, Thermoascaceae. The transcript has 3 exons.